AUGUUCCAACCAGUGACAACCAGUGAAAACCCUAGCAAUCAAGGAAGCCAGGGUGUGGCACCGAACAUAAUGGGGGAGUUGUGGUUUCAGGGACCAGAGUGGCUAAGUGCUCAAGACAGAUGGCCAAAUCAACCUGAAGUGUCUGAAAGCCCAGAGAAUGAAAAGGAAAGGGUGAAACCCAAGCAUGAGAAACAGCUCCUAGUGAAAGAGACAGAAGAAGCGAAUGAGACCAGAGACACUCUUCUGGGCAAGUACGCGUCAUACUGGAAGCUUCUAAGAGUCACUGUUUUCGUCAAGCGAUUCAUGAACAAUUGCAGAAAGUUGAAGAAGCAGAAAGGGCCGCUAAUGACUGAAGAACUCCAGGCAGCAGAGAAGUUCUGGAUCAUUCAGGCACAAGUCACACAAGCAUCAAAGUCAGACGUGGGGUCAAGAAAGGAUGAGGAGGAAGGAGUAUUGAGAUGUGUUGGCAGAGUUCCCCAUCAUCAUCCUCUCUUUCUACCAAGAAAUAGCAAGCUGGCCACCUCAAUCAUUCAACAAGUCCAUGAGCAGAUGCUACAUGGUGGAGUUUCGACAACCAUGUGCCCUAUGAGAGAGAAGUAUUGGAUACCAAAACUGAGGUUGCUUACAAAGAAAGUGAUCCGCAAUUGCAUAGCUCAGAUUCUAUUCUGCCAGUUCUCAGAACUGAACUGUCAAACCCUUUUGCUGUUACAGGAGUGGGUUUUGCUGGGCCUGUCUACUACAAGAUUAAGAAUAUCUACUACUUCAAAGGCAUACAUUUCACUAUUCACCUGUACCAGUACUCAUGCAGUACAUCUCAAGUUAUGUCGUUACCUGUCUGCCCAGGAAUUCCAGAGAGCACUACAGGAAUUUGUUGCCAGGGGAGUCUGCCCUCAGAACAUUGUGAGUGACAAUGGAAAGACAUUUGUUGCUACUGGAAAACGGCUAUCAAAGCUGAAGAAGGACCAGCAUCUGGCAAACUAUAUGGGAGUUUUGGAGAUUUAA
Molecule: messenger RNA, 1002 nt
Organism: Orbicella faveolata
Lineage: Eukaryota; Metazoa; Cnidaria; Anthozoa; Scleractinia; Merulinidae
Molecular function (GO): nucleic acid binding
Source: RefSeq, a predicted model, not a curated record